AUGAAAAGUAAAGAACCAUCGCAACAAGAAUCUUCUGGAUGCAGUUUGAGUCCAAUCUAUCUGGAUUUACAAGCUACUACUCCUAUGGAUCCUCGUGUCAUUGAUGCUAUGCUUCCGUAUAUGACAUAUGAAUUUGGUAAUCCUCAUAGUCGUACACACAAAUAUGGAUGGAAUGCCGAGGAAGCGGUGGAAGAUGCUAGACGUCAGGUGGCGAAUUUAAUCGGAGCUGAUCCUCGGGAAAUCAUAUUCACUUCUGGAGCAACCGAAUCUAAUAAUAUUGCUGUUAAAGGCGUCGCUCAUUUUUAUCGUCAGUCUGGCAAAAAGCACGUUAUAACACUGCAGACGGAGCAUAAAUGCGUUUUGGAUUCUUGUCGUUCACUCGAAAUGGAAGGAUUCGAUUUAACAUAUCUAUCAGUACAGAAAAAUGGAAUUAUAAAUCUUGAGGAACUAGAGAAGGCGCUACGUCCAGAAACUGUACUCGUUUCGAUAAUGACCGUGAAUAAUGAAAUUGGUGUUAAACAGCCCAUUGAGGCGAUUGGAACUCUAUGUCGGAAAAAAGGAAUUUUUUUCCAUACAGAUGCGGCGCAAGCAGUUGGUAAGGUCCCACUUGAUGUUAACAAAAUGAAUAUCGAUUUGAUGUCGAUCAGUGGGCAUAAAAUUUAUGGUCCCAAAGGUGUGGGUGCAUUAUAUGUGCGUCGUCGACCUCGAGUAAGACUUGAAGCUCAGAUGUCCGGUGGUGGUCAAGAAAGAGGUAUGCGAUCUGGAACGUUGCCAACACCACUUGUUGUUGGUUUGGGUAAGGCAUGUGCUAUAGCUGAUGAUGAGAUGGAAAUGGAUAUCGCUCAUGUUGCACGUCUUUCUUUGCGUCUAUUGAAUCGAAUAAAUCAAAAUUUGCAGCAUGUAAUUCGAAACGGCGAUUCAAAGAAUUCAUAUCCUGGUUGCAUCAAUUUAUCAUUCGCAUAUGUCGAAGGUGAAAGCCUUUUGAUGGCAUUGAAAGAUGUUGCACUUUCAUCCGGAAGCGCAUGCACUAGUGCAUCGUUGGAGCCGUCUUAUGUUUUGCGUGCUAUUGGUGCCGAUGAAGAUUUGGCUCAUUCAAGUAUUCGGUUUGGGAUCGGUCGUUUUACUACUGAAGAGGAAGUUGAUUACACAGCUGAUCUUUGUAUAAAACAUGUAAAUCGUUUGAGAAAUAUGAGCCCACUAUGGGAAAUGGUUCAAGAGGGAAUAGAUUUGAAAACAAUCCAGUGGAGCCACAAUUAG
Dracunculus medinensis (Guinea worm) is the source of this 1257-nucleotide messenger RNA. NCBI's taxonomy places the organism in Eukaryota, Metazoa, Nematoda, Chromadorea, Rhabditida, Dracunculidae. The record is from the annotation of a GenBank genome assembly.